UCUGAGUAUCAUCUCCUUACACACACUUCACAAAACAGUGUCAUUUGUUCAGUCUUAAUAAUGUCAUUGUGUGGAUUUUUCUUCGCAUCACUUCUCAUCUUUCCGGCUCAAUUUCUCCAAACCUGUGCAGGCGGAGAUUUGGUUCAUGAGGCUCCUCCCGCUCCGGAGUUGGUGCAGGUGUCCUCAGGUGUGUCCUCAGUUGUAGUGUUACGAUGUCGCGCCCCUCCGGGUCACAGGGGUCGAGUGUUUCAGCUCUACCGGGUGCGAACACUCACACACUCGCUUCAGUCUGAAACGCAGCGCUCGUACGUCGACUUCCAGGUCAGCACCAAUGCCACAGACACACAGGAGAUCUACUGCUGCCGUUACGACCACAGCGUGUACAGCCCCUACACACGCCUCCUUCUUCCAACACGCACAAAUACACCUCCUAUUCCUCCUCAUCUCUCAGUCAUGCCCCCAGAUGGGCAUGUACGACCUGGUCAGGUGGUAGAGUUCCAUUGUCAGGCCCUGCCCACUGUCACUCCUGUGGCAUUUGUCCUCCAAAAACAACAAAGGGAAGAAGAGGACAUUCAAAUCGUGAGCCAUUCUACUUAUCCUCACUUCAGGGUGGGACCAGUGGGUGUGGCUGAUAGAGGCAUCUACACCUGCUUCUACCAACUGACCAAACCAGAGGGAGUUCAAAACUCUGCCCCCAGUUCACCUGUUUCUGUUAACAUAAGAGUUGUGCUCCCAGCUCCACAUUUAUCUCAGGGGGCAGAGGGUACAUUAGUGUGCACCGGGUCUCCCUCCUACCCUGGUGCUCAUUUCUCCCUGUUCCAACAGGGUUCUUCGUCACCAUUAGCAACAAAAACUGCCCACAUGAUUCAGCACAGCAUGCGAUUUGCUGCAUCAGGACAGCUUGAGGAUGGGGGCAGAUACCAGUGUCAGUACAGUGUGCUGCUGGGUAAUAAUUGGGAACAUUCUGAUCUCAGCUCCCCUAUUCAACUGCCCUGUGUUACAGGAUCUCUUUCCUGCAGCACAAUUUCUGCAGAUAACCAUCCUCCACACACAGGUUUGAUGGACCUGCCACUUGUAUUUGGCUCCAUUGCCACUGUAUUGCUUUUCCUGAUGGUGUUCAUCUUCCUGUGGGUUGGGAUUCGCAAAUACGCUAAGUCAGCAGCCGAAAAAAGAAGGCAAAGGGAACAGGACCAGUUCUGGAAGCAGGUCCACUCCAGAGACCACAUCAUCGAUCUCACACUACAGAGAGUCAGCACUGGCUCCAAGGAAGAUGAAGCAGCAGCAGAGUCAGAGCCCAUCUACGACUGUCCACUCAGCACAUUCACUCACCCACCUGCCUACUGACUCUCUGUCUCACUCUCUGUCUGUCUCUCUGUCUGUCUCUGUCUGUCUCUCUGUCUCACUCUCUGUCUGUCUCUCUGUCUCACUCUCUGUCUGUCUCACUCUCUGUCUGUCUCUCUGUCUGUCUCACUCUCUGCCUGUCUCUCUGUCUCACUCUCUGUCUGUCUCUCUGUCUGUCUCUGUCUGUCUCUCUGUCUCACUCUCUGUCUCACUCUCUGUCUGUCUCUGUCUGUCUCUCUGUCUCACUCUCUGUCUGUCUCACUCUCUGCCUCACUCUCUGUCUGUCUCUCUGUCUCACUCUCUGUCUGUCUCACUCUCUGCCUGUCUCACUCUCUGUCUCACUCUCUGUCUCACUCUCUGUCUGUCUCUCUGUCUCACUCUCUGUCUGUCUCUCUGUCUGUCUCACUCUCUGCCUGUCUCUCUGUCUCACUCUCUGCCUGUCUUUCUUUGUGUCCCUCAGCCACAUUGUGUAGUGAGAGCGUCACACACAGAGACAGGUACACACCCGAGUGGGCGGAGCAUGCAGAUGACAUGGCUGGGUUUUGCGUGUAGUUGCUGUCGUUUCUUUCUGACACAAAGGGAAAAGUCAUUAUUAUAACUUUCUUUUUAUUCUUUCUUCAUCAUCCUUUCAUUACACAACCUUCAUCACUCUUCCUUAUUUACUCAUGUUUUCCUCUUUCCUCAUCUCAUUAUUUCCUUUCAAUCUAUAAUUUGUUUUUCUUACAUGCCUCAUUCAUUCAUUCUUUUUCUCCUUUAUUUCUCUCUCUCUCUCACUCUCUCUCUCUGUAGCAUUUGCAUGAUUUGCAUUGUGUUUCUUUGUAUUUAAAAUGCUUAUGUUAAUUAUGUCCUUUAAAAAUAAAUGAAUGCAUUAUUAAUAUUUUAUAGAUGAAUACAAACACACACUCUCUCUCUCACACACACACACACACUCUCUCUUUCACACACACACACACAAACUGUAGAGUGUUAAAUGUUCAUGAGCUGUCAUAAAUGUUUACAUCUCAGGUCAGUCUGCAGGUGUUCAUUACUGACUGUAGCUCACUGUGAGAAAUGCAAAAUAACAGACUGUUAAUGCCACUGAACAGAAAUUACACGUCUGUCUGUCUGUCUGUCUGUCUGACUCUCUGUCUGUCUGUCUGUGGCUGUGUUCCAAUACAUCUUUUACUGUCUCCAUGUUGAAGAGAGGUGUGUAUUAGACACUUGUACACUUUUUUCACAUGUCUAGUUAAAGCUUGAGUAAGUCAACAAACUGUACAAUCCAUUAUAAAGGGCAUUAAAUACUUUAAUAUUGACACA
Molecule: messenger RNA, 2637 nt
Organism: Tachysurus vachellii
Lineage: Eukaryota; Metazoa; Chordata; Actinopteri; Siluriformes; Bagridae
Product: killer cell immunoglobulin-like receptor 3DL1
Exons: 10
Coding region: 61-1344 (427 amino acids)
Source: RefSeq, a predicted model, not a curated record